Molecule: messenger RNA, 2719 nt
Organism: Chlamydomonas reinhardtii
Lineage: Eukaryota; Viridiplantae; Chlorophyta; Chlorophyceae; Chlamydomonadales; Chlamydomonadaceae
Exons: 8
Coding region: 262-2403 (713 amino acids)
Cellular component (GO): nucleolus
Molecular function (GO): ATP binding; RNA helicase activity; nucleic acid binding
Source: RefSeq, a predicted model, not a curated record
GUUAUAAACGUCAAACCGCAUCAUUGCUAGUCCCGCCCAAAAGUCGGGUUUCGCGGCCGCCUGGAUCGAUUCUGAUUUUGCAGGCUCUGGAUACAUAAUUGAACGACUGUGGACACCUCGCCAUACAGCUAGGAUACCAUCAAUUAAUGAAAGCAAGGAAAGAAUGCUAUGUAUAUAAACAAGGUCCCCAGCAACGCGUUAUUGUUUCCUUCUUUUGUUUUACUGCCCAUCUUGCACGGAGAGCACUUCCACUAAGUUAGAAUGUCGUUCCAGGACCUGGGGCUUGACCCCAGGCUCCUGCGGGCGCUGGGCAAGCGCGGCUUCACCAAGCCGACCCCCGUUCAGCUUGAAGCUAUUCCAAAGACGCUAGAGGGAAAAGAUGUGGUCGCGCGGGCGAGGACUGGCAGUGGAAAGACGCUCGCUUACUUAUUGCCGACGCUCCACAAGAUUCUAACGACAGAAGAUGUGCGUGGGAGCUUCAGGGCCAUCAUCCUGGUGCCCACGCGCGAACUCUGUCAGCAGGUGGCUGAGGAGGCGGCAGCGACAGCUCAGCACUGCGGCGCUGACAUCACGGCCACGGCGCUCAUUGCGGAGGGCGGCCAGCAGCUCAAACGCGCCGUCGCCACCGCCGGCCACAUCGUGGUGUCCACACCGGGCAAGAUUGCCACCGCGCUGCGCGAGGGCCUGCUGCCUGCCGCGGCGCUGACCUCCCGCCUGGCUGUGCUGGUGCUGGACGAGGCGGACCUGCUGCUGAGCUACGGGUACGAGGAGGACCUGCAGCUGCUGGCGCCGCAGGUACCUCGCUCCUGCCAGUGCAUCCUCAUGUCCGCCACCAGCAGCGACGAUGUGGAGCGGCUGCAGAAGCUGGUGCUGCACAACCCCAUCACACUCAACCUGGCGGCGGCGGGCGCAGGGGCGGCGGGCACAGGCGCGGGCGCGGAGGAGGGCGUGGAGGGCGGCGGUGCGGCGGAGCGGGAUGGCGGCAGUCUGGCCUCGGGGUCGGGCAUCUCAGCCGACAUCCAGCACUUUUACAUGGAGUGCCCGCGGCCCGACAAGUUGCUUCACGUGAUGGCGCUGCUGCGGCUGGGGCUGUGCCGCAAGAAGGUCCUGCUGUUCGUGAACACGGUGGACGAGGGCGUGCGGCUGCGCCUGUUCCUGGAGGCCUUCGGCGUGCGGCCGGCGCUGCUGAACGCCGAGCUGCCGCUCAACUCGCGCUCCCAUAUCCUGUCCUCAUUCAACCGCGGCCUGUUUGAUUUCUUGAUCGCGACUGAUGACGUGUACGCGCCCUCACACGACCGCGGCGACGGCGCCGCGGCCGGCGCGGCGGCGGCCGGGGGCAAGAAGGCGGGGGCGCGGUUGGGCAAGGACGGCAGCGGCAAGCGGGGCGCAAAGGGCGGGGACGGAGCGCGCAAGGAUGCGGAGUUCGGCGUGACGCGCGGCAUUGACUUCAAGGGCGUGCGCACCGUGAUCAACUACGACCCGCCCUCCAGCCUGCAGGGCUACGUGCACCGAGUCGGCCGCACGGGCCGCGCCGGCGAGUCGGGCACUGCCAUCUCGCUGUUCACGCCGCAGCACUCGGAGCUCAAGUUCCGCAUGCAGCUGGAGGAGGCGCUGGAGGCCGCGGCGGAGGCGCGGAGGCGCCGAGCCGGCACCGCCGCGGGCGUGCGCGAGCCCGGCUUCCGAGCCGAGGGCGAGGACGACGACGACGACGGCGACUUGGCGGCCGCCGCAGGCGCUGACAGUGAUGAUGAGGGGGCUGGUGCUGGUGCUGGUGGGAAGGGCAGGGACGCGGCGUUGCGGCCGUACGGGCGGCUGAGCCAGGCGCAGGUUGAGGCGCUGCGGUACCGUGGGGAGGACGUGGCGCGGGGCAUCACCAAGGCGGUCAUCAAGGAGGCGCGAGCCAAGGAGCUCAAGAACGAGCUGCUCACCAGUGAGCGGCUGAAGGAGUACUUUGAGGACCACGCGGCGGAGAAGGCGCUGCUGCGGCACGACAAGCCGCUGGCCGCCGCGCCCGCCGCCGCGCACCUCAAGCACAUGCCCGCCUACCUCAAGGACCCCUCGCUCAUCACCGAGGCCAGCGAGGUGGGCGGCCGCAGGCAGCGCGCGCAGAUGAGCGCCGCGAAGAAGCGGCGGCUUCACUCGGGCAUGGCGCGGGGGCCGGCAGGAGACCCGCUCAAGGCGGCGGGAGGCGGCGGCGGUGCAGCGGGCGGCGCGGCGGCGGUGGAGAACGCGAGCGUGUUCGUGCGGGCUCCCAAGAAGGGCACCAGCCACCUGAACGAGGAGAUGACGGAGAUGGAGAAGCGGGCGCUGGAGAAGGGCAAGGCGGAGGCGAAGAAGCGGCGGAAGCUGGAGGGGCCGGCGCCGGUGCCCAAGUUCAACGUCAAGAAGAAGCGGCGGCGGUAAUAGAUGUGCGGGCAGGGGGUGGGCGGGGUGGCGUUAGGGGUGUUCGGUGGUGGCGUGGUGCUGGAGGCGUGGUGCUGGUGGAGGCUGGCUGUGGUGGCACAGGCAGAAGCGCUGAGGAACAGGGGGCGUGAUGUUGGGAUCAGUAAGGAUGAGGUGGAUACCACGGUUGGAUGCCGUGGAGGACGGAAUAGAGCGCUGCCGAAGAUGCUUAGAAGCGAACGCGCACGGCGUCUCUGGCUGCUGCAAGGGUCUUGCGAAACUGCCAGACCAGUCGGAAUGGUUUGCGACAGAGUCGCUGGUGUAACGGCAAGCUACG